UUCUAUACGCUAGCUUUUCGUCUUUUUAAAUGAAAUGACUUGUUCUUUACAGACAUCCGUCAUUCAGUCAUGUCAGCUCUCAGUGUCAAGUAGACACAGAUUCUGAUUCUGGUUGCGUUUGUGAAGUGUUUGUAAUUUUAUUCGAUUUAGUCAGAGAAGUAUUAUUUCUAUGUUAUACAAUAUUUUAGGGGAAAAUGUAUUUGUUAGUGUAUUUUUUGUAGUUUUCGAGGAAAAUAUCUUAGGUGUGUAACGUAAGUAUAUCUACUGGAGAAGUCAAACGCACCUUGAUAUUAACAUUUGAAUUGAACAUCUGAUUUGUACUAUCCACAGGUCCAAUAUCAUCGGUUAUAAUUAGAUAAAUCGUAUAGAAUAGUCUUUAAAGUACCUAAACGUUUAGAAUGGAGAACGCAAAAGCUGAUUCAAAUAUAACCGUUGAAGUAGCAAAAGUUCAAAAACAAAGCGAAACUGAUGCUCAAGAACCGAGUGGAAGCAAACCAGUCUCCCCAAAACCUUCGCCGACUAAAGAUGAACAAGAUAAACAAUUCAACCCUUUAGCUUCAUCUUCUGGUGAAAGAGUAACAAGCCCGGUAAAUAAAAGCUUAGAAAAUGUUCAAAAUAAAGGGUCAGAUGAAAGUAACAAAAAUAAAAACGAAACAGCAACAGUUAUACAAGCUGUGAAUCAACCGGUAAUCAAAUCAUCUCCAAUUGACAGAAAAACUAGUCCAGUGCAAUUUCCAAAUGAGGCGAUAUCAGCACAGCCAGAUGUCCAACCCAAAGAGGAGAUAAUAGAAAUGCAAGGUCUAUCAGGCCAAGCGAUAGAGGAUGCGAUUAAUAGGCAAGCGCAGAAGCAAAGACACAUUGCAUUCAUGGACCAAGGAGAUACCCCGCAGACACCACAGAGACGGAGAAGAUAUUUUGAUGAACUGGAAUCACCUGAGGAUAUUUAUGAUAGUACCACUAUUUAUAAAUUGGGACGGAAAUCAAAGCCUGGUAACAUAAUGCUGGAAGUGCCGGGAGGAGUACCUCCGGUCGAGUCGUCAGACGUUCAAACUGAAGAGGUUGUUUUUGAUGAAAUAGAAGAAGAUGAAGAGAGACAAACUAGAGAAAAGUACGCGACAGAGUUGGCUGAGGCCGCAGCUGCAGCCGACGAGCUAGCCAGUAAAAAGAUGUCUCUGGGAAAAAUCAUUAAGGAAUUAAUGAAAAGAAAAAACGCUAAGAAAGAAGAGGAGGCGAAAGAUGACACUUUCGAUAGUGGAAUCAGUCCAUAUGAUUACGACCCCAAUUUGGAAGACAAUGGGGAUUACAACCUGUACACGGGAAUGUUCGCGGACGGCAUUCGACGGGUGGACUUUGUGUUGGUGCUGCGUUCGUCUGAGACCCUGAUGGCGGAGAGAACCACACUCGCGUUCCUGAUGGCACUCGUGCAGGCUGGGAUAGACCUCGAGACUGAAGCUGGAGUGUUGCAAGAGCAUGAAGAAGUUCAAUUUGUAAAGCUGUAUGCUGCAGAUAUAGUAUUGGACAAGUUUGCGGGCAUGUACGACGUACGGAGGUACUUCAGAAACAAUCACGAAAACUUCUUUAACUACAGAAUCUACUUCAUGGAGAACUAUUGCCAGUUGAAACAGGAGAUUGAUUGGAUCAAGUCUGUGAGGAGCCACUACACGCGGCCGCUGCAGUUGUCCAACAUGGAGCGCAGCUACAUCGUGUACUUGCUCAUGCGCAACCUGAACCCACAGAGUGGACACGGGCUAGACAGGUUAUUGCAGAAGAGGAUAAUUCUAGACGCGUUUGCGUUACAUGACGGCCCAUAUUACUGCACGCCCAACCAGAAUUUUGACUCUUUCAACGCCCGCCAGGUUUUAUUCUUGAAUUGGCCCGGACGCCGCAAUAUAUUCAAAUACCAACCCUUGAAUAUGAUACACGAGUACUUCGGAUCCAAGCUCGCGUUCUACUUCGUGUUCUACGGGUUCUACAACAUGGCGCUGGUGUUCGCGACGCUGUGGGCCGCGGUCAUGAGCAUCGCGUACGCACUCAAGGACUGCGAAUACUUCGAGUAUCUCAGGAACUACAUCUGCCACAUGCGCGACGUGAAGAUAGCAAGCGACACGGUGGUGACCAAGGUGCUGCGGAUAGUCCCCAACUCGGCCGUGUGCGGCGAGUGCGAGGGCGCCACCUCCGCCACGGCCUGCCCCAUCACCGUCAUACAGGACUCCUGCUUCGACCUCAAGCUCAUGCAGCACUUCGACAGCCCCUACAUCAUACUCUACAGCGUGGGCUUGGGGGUUUGGGCGUUGCUGUUCUUGGCCUACUGGCGCCGCACCGAGUGCUACUGGAAGUGGAUGUGGGAGGAGCACCGCCCUAGGACACAGGUCCUCAGGUUCGGCGCCCUCGGCCUUCGCCCCCGGCGGGCGCCGUGCGGCGGCUGGCUGCGGGCGCUGCGCCGGGCCGCGCUCGACGUCGCGCUGGCGCUCGUCUCGCUGGCGGUGCUGUGCGUGUUGCUGUUCAUGGUGAUCCUGUACGUGCACGUGGAGUUCACGGCGCCGCUCGCCGCCAAGCUCGUCAAGGUGGUGCGCAAGCGGCCCGGCAACUUCAACGACAUCGUGCCGCCCAAGAUCAACAAGCUCAAGGAGUACGGCCUCCUCGUGCUGGUGACCGUCGUGACGCUGUUCUCACUCAACAACAUUGAGAAGAUCAUCCACUUCGUGUCGACGUGGACGACGCGGCUGGAGGGCCACCGCACCUACCAGAAGCACGAGCAGUCGCUCAUACUCAAGUACUUCACCACCAGCAUCGUGUUCGGCUCCUGCCUCAUCAUGUACUUCGCGUUUGUUAAGGGAUUAUUCCACAGCACGCCGAUAGCGAUAUGGAACGUGGACAUCAACCUCACGCUGCCCUGGAAGAACUACAGCGUGAGCAUGCGGGACGUGUCCGAGUUCUGGCAGAACGUGACCCAGCGGGCGCUCACGCUCAACUGCGGGGCCUUCAGCUGCCUGCGGCAGGCCAGCGUGGUGUUCGUGGUGACGGUGGUGUUCCGCGCGCUGGCGCAGCUGCUCGGGACCCUCAUGGGGUCGCGCGGGCCCCGCCGGCGGCGCGGCGCCGCGCCCGGCCCCGAGCCCUCCACCUGCGAGCGCGAGUACGAGCUGCACGAGGUCACGCACCACGAGAUCGCCAAGAACAUCAACACGCUCAUGUCCCAGUUCGCAAUAACGCUCUGGUUCGCGCCUUUGUUCCCGUGGGCGCCCCUGUUCGCUCUACUAAUCAAUAUAUGGGAUCUAAGGAACAAGGCCCGCGUGUACGUGGUGCGGUGCCGGCGGGUGUGCCUGCUGCGCUCGGCGGGCAUCGGCGCCUGGAACCACGUGCUCAGGUUCAUCUGCUACGCCGCGCCGCUCUUCCAUGCGUUAAUAAUAGCCCGCACGGAGAUAUUCAAGCGUUACGUGUUCUACAAGAUGCAGGGGCCCAACAUCACGCGCGGCCUGGAGAGGAAGUUCCGGGCGUACAUGACCAAGGUCAACAUCGAGAUCUACCGGAUAUCAAAGACCCACUCGGAGUUCGGCCAGAUCAACCAGUACCGCGUGUCGACGGACAUGGCGUCGUUCAACCCGUCGCUGUUCAUAUCGGCCUCCAACCGCUGGGUCGGCGUCUACCAGUGCCGCGUCGACGGUUUCUACGAGCUGACGAAGUACUCGAGCGGCGACGGGUGGCCGGUGCAGUGGAACUACUUCGGAGAGAACUACUCGUACGCGGCGCCCAUGCCCGACCACUACUACGUCAAGUAUCUGCGGGUCGUCUUCAUCAUCGUAUACGUGCACCUGGCGGCGCUGGUGGCGGUGUCGCUGUGGCAGGCGCUGCGCGGCUGCGCGGGCCCCUUCGCGCGCUACCGCCAGCGCCAGCGCGUGCUGCGGCGGCUGCACAGCCACCGGCUCAACUUCAUACAGCGCGACAGGCGAUAGAUAUAAACUGCUGCACCACAACACGGCUUCUUAUU
Messenger RNA from Pectinophora gossypiella (pink bollworm), 3985 nucleotides. RefSeq names its product anoctamin-7-like. Bases 399 to 3950 code for a protein of 1183 amino acids. Lineage: Eukaryota; Metazoa; Arthropoda; Insecta; Lepidoptera; Gelechiidae. Gene Ontology annotation, molecular function: chloride channel activity; protein dimerization activity. The transcript has 23 exons. The record is from RefSeq and is a predicted model, not a curated record. Gene Ontology annotation, biological process: chloride transmembrane transport. Gene Ontology annotation, cellular component: cortical endoplasmic reticulum.